Molecule: messenger RNA, 653 nt
Organism: Brachypodium distachyon (stiff brome)
Lineage: Eukaryota; Viridiplantae; Streptophyta; Magnoliopsida; Poales; Poaceae
Exons: 1
Coding region: 68-445 (125 amino acids)
Source: RefSeq, a predicted model, not a curated record
CAAUCACAAGCGACCGUCGCAGGUCUCGAUCCAUCCAUUCCAUCCUCACUGCCAACCCAGCGCGGCCAUGGCGGCAGCAGUAGCAGCAGCAGAGAGCGCCCCGUCGACAGCCCCGUCCUGCCUCCACGGCGGCCACGCGUCCCAGCGGUGCUGCGGCGGCGGCGGGUGCGGGCUCGGGCGGCUGGUGCGCCGGCUCCGGCGGCAGGGCAGGCAGGCGCUGUGCGCGGCGGCCAGGCCGACCUCGUCGUCGGCGCUCCGCGGGUGCCAGCAGUACGACCCGCUCAGCUACGCGCGCAACUUCGACUCCGACGGCGCCGACGCCGACGCGGCCAGCCUCUACUACAGCUACACCUUCUCCUCCCGCUUCGUGCUCCCUCCGCCGUCCGCCGCCGCCGGCGCACCCACCGUCCUCGUCACGGCCCGGCCAACCGCCGCCAGCCAUUAGCCCCGCUAAUUUCCGCUGUUUCGCCGCCCUUACUUGUUGGGUUCUUUCCCUUUCCUCCUCAACCUCUGGAAGCUGGAAAGGCAACUUCUUUUUUGUCAAAAAAAAAGGAAACACUUUCCGGUUGAGAGGGGAGGGGAAAGGGAAAUCAAGAAUCCAAGAUGAUUGUAAAUUAAGAUGGGAAGAAGUUCAUUGUUCGGUCGAUCUGACU